AUUUACUAUACAAAGUUUGAAUUUCAAACAUAUAUUAUAAUAAUAAUAGACUAUUGUUGGGAAUGUUAUGCAUACGAUCGGCGGCUGCAGCGGUGGUGAUGAUAAUGGCAUACAGUUGGCGGACAAACCGUAAUCAUCGUCAACAACAACAAUAUAAACAACUGUUCAGACACUGGUCUGAUCCAUGGCUGCUAAGAUCAUCAGAGAUGACUGCUGCUGACGGCAUCGAUAUUGUCGACGUUAGGCAAAAAUGUUUGCGAUCAGUGGUCCGAUGUUAUCCGAUCUCUAUCCACAACAGUGACCGUAUAUGCGGUAUCGGUACUGGUUUUCGUGUGGUCAACAACAACAACGGCAGCGGCGGGAAAGAAAUGUAUAUUGUGACCAACGCUCACGUAGUCAAAGGCGCACAUUUUGUCCAAUUAGCUAUGAUUUACCGAAACCAAUGGCAAUAUAUUGACUCGACUGUUGUCUAUGUGGAACCGAACCGGGAUUUGGCACUGAUUAAGCUGAGCAUCGAUGAAUCGGUCGAUACUGACGGCUACACACCUGUACCUAUACUAACCAACAACCAAACAGCGAAUUUCGGCGAACCUGUAGUCACGUUUGCCACCAAUGACUGGAACUAUCGGUGCCAUUCGGGCCGUGUCCAGGCCCUGGGUGUCAAUGUUAAUCAAAUUUUGCCCGACUAUGUGGUCUCAAUGUUUUUCACUGGUGCCGCCGCAUCACUGUUGGUUCAUUCGGCGCCUACUGUUCCCGGUUUUUCUGGCGGUCCAUUAGUAGUGGCCGCUGGUCCCCGAAUAGCCGGUGCUAACGACAUUUCCAGCCAAUUUGGCAGCUAUUAUAGUAUAGCGUCCAAUGAGAUAACAGAGUUUAUUGAAAAUGGUAUCAAAUAUUACAAAACGGUGUUCCCCUGGAAAUUCAUGUACCGUGAGAUCAAGUAUUCAACGGUUAUUGCUGGCAACGGGCCAUCAGCAGCGGCAGUAGUAGUAGUCAAACUCGGCAUUGUCCUAUCGAAACAUAUAAAUUGGUUUAUUGUUGAGGACAUACUACCCGAAUCCCUGUGCCCAGAACUUUACCAAAAAUAUAUUAUAGCCAUCGAUGACCAACCGUUUACUAAUAUCAGUCAAUUAACUGCUGCUGUUGUACUGACUACCGGUGCUUAUAAUAAUAAUAAUAAUAGAAAAGAGUUAAAACUAACUAUAAUAGACUUAAACGAUAACAAACGUAUGGACACACCAUUGAUGGUUAAGUGCCAACAUUAUAGUCAACUACCUGUUGUUUGUUAA
Molecule: messenger RNA, 1286 nt
Organism: Oppia nitens
Lineage: Eukaryota; Metazoa; Arthropoda; Arachnida; Sarcoptiformes; Oppiidae
Exons: 3
Coding region: 63-1286 (407 amino acids)
Source: RefSeq, a predicted model, not a curated record